This is a messenger RNA of Penicilliopsis zonata CBS 506.65, 1117 nucleotides long. RefSeq lists its product as hypothetical. Gene Ontology annotation, cellular component: intracellular anatomical structure. NCBI's taxonomy places the organism in Eukaryota, Fungi, Ascomycota, Eurotiomycetes, Eurotiales, Aspergillaceae. The coding region runs from base 52 to 1017 and encodes 321 amino acids. The record is from RefSeq and is a predicted model, not a curated record. Gene Ontology annotation, molecular function: oxidoreductase activity, acting on NAD(P)H, oxygen as acceptor. The transcript has 2 exons.
CUCUAUUAUAUAUUGCAGGAUAAGACAAAUAGUAGUCCUCAACAGUUUAGUAUGGUCUUUAAAUCCCCACAUUUGCCCCUCACCUGCCUGACAUCAUUUUCUUCUCAUCAUCUAUUCACUAUUUAUCUCAGCAUUGAUAUUCAAAUACAACUUUAUAUCCCAAUGGAUGUCUUCCGCCCUGGAGCCACGGCUGUGAUUACCGGCGCUGCCUCAGGCAUUGGUUUCGCAGCCGCACAGCUCUGCCACCGCCACGGGAUGGACCUCGUGCUGCUCGACAUCAACGGAGAGAAUCUCAAGAAAGCUGCCGGAAUCCUCCCAUCCACGCCCGAAAUAGCCGUUUCCACCUUUGUUCUAGAUGUGUCGCGACGGGAGGAGUGGGAAGAAGUCAAAACGAAAGUGCUUGCGAAGCAUCCGCGGGGCAUCGACCUGCUGAUGCUCAACGCCGGACGAUCCUGCAAGCCCGCCGAGGGGAAGACAGCGUGGCAGGAUGCGAGGUACUUUGAGACGACAUUUGCGACAAACACAUUCGGGUAUACCAAUGGUCCUGCCGCUUUUCUCGACUGCGUGAUCGAUGGUGAUGAUGACCAAGAGAAGAAGAGGGCGGUUAUUUUGACCGGCUCCAAGCAAGGCAUCACCAACCCGCCAGGAAACCCGGCAUACAACGCGUCCAAGAGCGCCGUCAAGAGCAUCGCCGAGCAGCUCUCUUUCGAUCUGCACGGCCGCCAUCCACAUGUCAGCGUGCAUCUGUUGGUGCCCGGAUGGGUGUACACGGGGAUGAUGACCGAGCACUUCCCCACGAAACCCGCUGGAUGCUGGACGCCCGAGGAGACGGUGGAAUUUCUGGUCCGGAAGAUGCAAAAGGGCAGCUUCUAUAUCAUCUGUCCGGAUAACGAGGUCACAGAGGAGAUGGACGCCAAGAGGAUUGCGUGGGCGUGCAAUGAUAUUGUCCAGGACCGGCCGGCGUUAUCUCGUUGGCGGGCGGAUUGGAAGGAGAGAGCCGAAGCUGGGUGUAAUUGAUUUUUACAAGGGAUACUAGAAUUGUCAGUCAGGCUGUACAGCUUCCCUGCCUUGGCUAUAGUAUACUUUAAUUAAAUUAUGGCAGUGAGGAUAAUACUAG